This is a messenger RNA of Cooperia oncophora, 843 nucleotides long. NCBI's taxonomy places the organism in Eukaryota, Metazoa, Nematoda, Chromadorea, Rhabditida, Trichostrongylidae. The record is from the annotation of a GenBank genome assembly.
CAACUCGCCCUAUAUUGGAUUCGAGACAACAUCUUCAAUUUUGGCGGAAAUCCAAGUCGAAUCACGCUUUUCGGUGAGAGUGCUGGUGCAGCUAGUAUAGUCGCUCAUCUUAUCGCUCCAGGAUCGGAAAAUCUCUUCAAAAAUGGUAUUUUGCAAUCUGGGAGCCUUGAUAACAAGUGGUCGAUGGAUAGUCCGACUCGAGCGUUGGAUAAAAGCCAGCAAUUAGCCUACCUCGUCGGUUGUAACCGAACACAGAUGAAAGACACAAUUGCCUGUCUUCGAGCGACUCCGGCGCAACUGCUUGUCGAUAACAUCUGGAACUUGAACCUGAAUUUUCUCGAGUUCCCAUUCGUCACUGUGUCUAGGGACAAAAACUUCUUCCGAUAUAAGGAUGGUUUUAUCUCAUUACGAGAGGGCAACUAUGCACAUCAUGUGAAUUUGAUGUUUGGCAUCAACCAUGACGAAGGCAACUUCUGGAACAUCUACAAUUUGGGAAACUACUUUGACAAAGCCGAGCAGCCAGAAUUGAAUCGGGACGAAUUUCACGACUGUGUUGAACGAGCGUUCGCGUUUCAACCAGAACUUGUGCGAAACGCUGCAAAGCACGUUUACUCAGAUCCCAACUGCACCGAUCCUUCCAAACGGACACAAUUCUACGCUGAGCAGGUUUCCUUGAAAUUUCGGUCACAAAUUGUUUCCAUUUUUUUGAAGGCUAAGCACCGCAAUGGAGUGGGUGAAAUAGCAGUAUUUACUCCACUGCUAGAAAUCUCUUUAAAAUCUCACCCACCAUUUUGCAAGCUUUCUACCGAAUUCGGAAGUUUAGCAGGGAGUAGAUGCCUCUAG